CGGAUUGCUGAGAUUGUGGUCACCUGUCGAGACGGGAAAAGCUGCUCAACCUGUCCUGCUGGGGCUCAGUCAUUGCAACACGGCUAUGCUAAGAGGAGGAAGCAGCAUUCAGCCUCGUUAGAUAUCCUGACUCCUGGAGACCGACACCUCGACUCCAGGGAGAGAGACAUCCUCUCUGUGCAGCGACGAGCGAGUCGGGGGAUCACAGGAAAGAUCCAACAUCGGCUCCGGCCGAGAAGAGCAGCCUUCAUUAUGGCAGCUAGUUCUACAACAGAUGAAAAUUUCAACACAACAUUGACAACAAGAUCUCCUCAAGAAAUUCUGUACCAGAGUUCUGGUGCUAUUGUAGCUGUUAUUGUAAUUGGAAUAAUAAUCAUAUUCACCCUGGUACUGUUCCUUUUGAAACACUACAACAGACAAAAUAGGUUGAAAAGAGAUCUGGCACCAAAAUCAUCAAGGCAUCCUUCACUCCCACCUCCGACUACCAACAUACCUGUCAGUAGACCAACUUCACUGGUUUCUGUUUCAUCGAAUAUCCCACUGGAGAGAAAAUAUUAACAAGACUCCUAAUGACACAUAGGCAGAAAUGUGCUUUUACAGACUUGGAAUCAUUGGACUACAGAAGUGUGGGAAAAAUGUACUGCUAUUACUGCCGACCUGAUAUGUUGUCUGGGGAAAUCACACCGCUGAGUUCACAAGUCUUCAUUACAAGACUGCAGGAAUUUCAUGGAGAAUGAUGUUGAUUUUUUGACAGAUGCUUGGGAUCACGAAUCCUCUCAACAAAAAAACUCUGUUCAAAAGGGCUUGAUGUUUUUGAUGCAGAGAAAAAAUAUCGAUGCAGAACAUACGAAAACUCAACUUUAAGAAGUGCCAUUUACAGCCCUUUGGAACCCAUCCUUUUUGUACUCUUAUUAUAGUUUUUAACUCUUUUUAAAACUCCAGUGAUCUUGUGUAUGCUCUCUUGCUUGGUAAAUUAACUCAAAUACAUCGUAGUUCUUCACAGAUAUGCAUGAAUGUUCUUGUUAGCAUUGAGAAACUUGCAAAGGAACCUCAGUAAAAUGAUAAUUGGUUUAUUAUUGUCACAUGUACUGAGAUACAGUGGAAAAACUUGCCAUCCGUAUGGAUCAUUCCAAAACAUAAGUACGUUGAGGUAGUACAAAGGGAAAAGCAACAAGAGAGUGCAGAAUGUAGUGCCAACCACAUCAUUUCCGAACUAUUCAAUAGUUCCACAUUGAUGAGCUCUUGAUUACACAAUAUCUGCACAUUGGAAGUGGCAUAUAAAUUUAACAAACAUAUUAGUUAUUACUACUAGGUUCCAUUUUAAUAUUCCCUCUGCCAACUUCGUUUCAUUAUUUUAUACCUGUGACUUCAAUUGUUUGAUUAUGUGCAAUACUUCACAUUUAUCAGUGUUAAAUUUUCCUUGCUGCUUUUCCCCUCAAACACUUGAAAAUUUACCAAUGAUUUUGUUGUUGUCAAAUAUAACAAGAUUACAGUUGUUUAUGGCAAUUGGGUUAUUUGCUAAUAAUAGGAACACUAAAUUCUGGGGAUUUGUAAUUGACAUUCCUCCUGUCAUGGUUUUUCUGUAUUCCAUCUAACCAUGUUUUGAUGCAAACCCUUGUUCUAUCUGCAUUCGUAAAGCUUUUAGUUUUAAUUAGAAACCUUUUUUUCCAAAAGUUUUAUGGAGAUUUAGCUAAGCUAUAUCAAGAGAGUUCCAAUAGCUACUUGAUAUAAAAUGUCCUCAAAGAAAUCUUUCCUUUCUAAAUCCAUGCUGAUUGUCUCCUAUUAAAUUAUUGCCUGAGGACUACGCUUCCAGCUUAACCCUUGAAAAAGUGUAUUAUUUUACUGAUAUUAAACUAAUGACCAAGAAUUGCCCAAGUCAGAUUUUAUACUCUGUUUCGGGAAAUUUAUUUUCAGUAAGAAGUUGUGACUUGCAAACAAGAAUUGUAAACAGUCCUGCCUUUGAAAUAUCUUCUGUCAAAACAUUUAAUGUAGAAACUUCUGUUGAAACCUUUGCAUUUGUGGGUUUCAGAAACUGACUGCUUAGCUGAAAAGGCCAUGCACGCAGCAUCAAUAUUUCAUGGAAACAAUGGCAUUUUUUACCUCCUAGUUUCAAUGUUUAAAUGGCUGCAAGUUACAUAAUUUCUGCAGUUGAUUAAUUUUUUUUGCCCUGGCAAAAUGUUUCUGAGAGUAGGUCGCUAAUGGUGACAAUGAAAGAAACCAGUGGAGAAUCCACAGCCAAAGGAAAUGAAAGCAGUCACUCUGACAUCAUACUGAGUAUACUUGAAAAGGCUGCUCUGUGUUGAAUAUCUUUUUAUUUAUUGUUUCAUGUAAAUGCAUAAGUAAAGUUAGAAUGUCCUGGUAGUGAUGACCAGUAUGAUUUGAUUAUAAAAUUUUCCUGGUUUUUAUUUUUUUAUUUGACCAAUCAGAAGAAGCAUUCGAUAUAUGUAGGGCCUUCUCCAUUGAGGGAGAUGAAGCCUGAAAUGUCAGGAUUAGCCUGAGGCAUAUUCAGAUGGCCCUGGUAAAACUCUAAGGCUGGUUCUUGGCUGAAGAGAACCUCAAGAAGAAAAAUGCAGGUAGAAGCUGUAAAAUUAUUCAUUCAAAUACACAUCUAAUUUUCUGAUAAGAUGUAAAAAUCUUAAAACAUGAUCUUAAAAACAUUGUUUAAUCUGAAGUUGUGAAGGGAAUAUUCAUUGUUUACAUUUGAAAUAAUACAUUGAAGUAUCAAGUUACAUCAUUUUGGCAGUAAGCAAAAAUAAUAUUAUUAUUGCACAGACUUAACUGUUGAUAGACUGCUGAAUGUCAGAUAUGUAACCUGGCUUUUAUGCUGUUCACAAUAAAUUUUUUUUUAAACUGCCUUUACUC
Molecule: messenger RNA, 2862 nt
Organism: Pristis pectinata (smalltooth sawfish)
Lineage: Eukaryota; Metazoa; Chordata; Chondrichthyes; Rhinopristiformes; Pristidae
Gene: ncmap
Product: non-compact myelin associated protein
Exons: 4
Coding region: 253-558 (101 amino acids)
Biological process (GO): regulation of myelination
Cellular component (GO): paranode region of axon; Schmidt-Lanterman incisure; plasma membrane
Molecular function (GO): structural constituent of myelin sheath
Source: RefSeq, a predicted model, not a curated record